This is a messenger RNA of Acanthaster planci (crown-of-thorns starfish), 3767 nucleotides long. Its product is annotated as large ribosomal subunit protein mL63-like. The record is from RefSeq and is a predicted model, not a curated record. Lineage: Eukaryota; Metazoa; Echinodermata; Asteroidea; Valvatida; Acanthasteridae. Gene Ontology annotation, biological process: mitochondrial translation. Gene Ontology annotation, cellular component: mitochondrial ribosome. Gene Ontology annotation, molecular function: structural constituent of ribosome.
GCUCAUCCCCAGGUCAGUGUCGGCUGAAAUCAGGUUGACUAAGUUGGGAUAGGAGCUCUCUUUCUGUUCAACUUUAAUUUCUUUGGAACUAUUUGCACUUUUCUUAUUAAUACUUCAACAGUAAUUGGCAACUUUUAUCCAUUUCAGCAUGUGGCUUACACAGGUUGUAAUGGCUAUCCGUCGUUCAUCUAAGUACACGCCUGGCCGACUGUUUAGUGGCAAGCACCGGAAGCACAGACCUGUGACAAACAACAUGGUGAAGAACCUCAUGAGGCGGCUGGAGAUAGAGAAGGAAAACGAGACUUAUCUCUGCAUGCCCUACCUGACAAGAGCCGAGGAGAACGGACAUGCCAAGGAGCAAAACUACCUUGAAUACAAGGAACUCAGCGAUAGAAGACGGAGCGCUAGCAUGAAGCCCCACAACUAUAUAGAGGACCACCUAAGCCAUCUCAAACACUCCAGAAAGUGGUAGACUAAGGACUGGAAAAAUCACCCGAACUGCUUCAGUAGCAGUCAACACAGAUGGAGCAGCCUGCACUUUCAAGAGUUGUCUGUGGGGAGUUGCUGUGCAUUGACACAAUACCAUCCAUGUUUCUCAUCUUUUCAGACAAAAGAGCUAUAAAAGCCAUGGAUUUACCUAUUAAAAUAUGCAGGUGCUUCCACAGUAAUGUUGACAAUGUGUAGGUGUUGAUCAGGCCUGCAGUGGAAGACGACUGGAGGCAUCCACCAUCGAUAUAAGUCUUUGGACCUUGUUAUAUGUCUGCUCUUUGCCGAGUGCGUGUACUUACAGGCUUGAGAGUUGUAUGUGAAACUCAUGGACCAGGUGUCAGCAGUCAGCAUGUUGAAUAGACCAACUGUCAAUUCUGUUGGUAUACCGUCGGACUGCAAUGAUAGGGACAUGUACAUGUGCAUUGCUUACUGCACUAUUAAACUAGUGCACAUUUUGAUUUUUAGAUUUUCACAAUGCUAUUAGGUAGUAAAUUCCCCCCCCAAAAAAAAAAAAAAAAAUUGGCUCAUUUCAGUUCCUGAAUUACGUUUGCUCUUCUCCAUGUGAUGGAAAUUUCAGGAGUCCAGCUGAUUUGAGAUACUGAGAGCAGGUAAAAUGGCACCACCCACUUCCGUGCAAGGCAAGAAUUCCUCUCACAUCUGGAUGCAAUUCCAUGUCAUCCACCCAUGUGGGAUAGCGAUCACUGGAUGUCACGAUUUCGUUGCCAGUGAACUCUACGGCAACAUUUGUCAGCUCAGCAUAUGUUGUACAGCAGGUCCUUACCUGUACCUGCAUGAAUGCCUGGAUGGCAUGUUGCCUGUGCCAAAGCCAUUUGAGUGCUGCCUGGGAAUUAUCUGCCUUCCUGAUGAGCAGAAUUGGGCCCGAGCCACCGAUUCUAAGUUGGAUAGAAUACAUAUUCUUGUUAUCUUCCAAGAUGCUAUCUACACUAGAUGAAAGGGAAGUAACGGGCUAGAAACAGCUAGGGAACUAUCAAAUAAAGGCAAGGGAAAGAAAAACCGAGUAAAAGCCCAGAUUUCUGUGUUUUCUUUCCUCCUUUGUGUGUACAAACAGUGCAGUUUGUCCAUCAUUCAGAUUAAUCCCUAUUAAAAUAAUUUGGAGGCCCAAAUUGUAACAGUUAAUAUAUGUGGGUCAUGAAUGCACUGAUUCUAAAUAAUUUGGGUCAACUAUACAAUAUUGUAUGAUCAGGGAAGCAAGGCUGGAUCAGUGCACAUAAAUUAGAACAUUAUGAAAUGAGAUUUGUACCUAUUGCUGGUGUUUAUAUACUCUGCAUAGAAAUACUGCAUCAAAUAAAAAUUUGUCUCAGAGGAUUAAAGUAACCCAAGAUAUUCUAUGUAAAAAUCUGAGUUUUAAUCUAGAAAAAUACUGUGAUUGGGCUGCAUUUUAGCCACGUAGAUAUGGCAAAUUUGUGUGCAUAAUGAGAGGGUAAUUGUACAUGCAUAUGGCACAUUUACUCACAUACUCCUAAUGAUACUACACAAAACAACACCAACCGAGUCUGAAAUCCUGGCAUUAAUUAAACACUACCUACAGUAUUUGUACAUGUACUUGCAUAUUUUGUCAAGAAAUACAUACUGUAUUAAAAAAGGGGUUUCAGCCAACACCCUAUGCCAAGCAUUCUACCAAUGCAUAAUCACCACCUAUAAAGCAUUCUUUCUGAAAUUUCCCAUGGCAAAUUAUCGUAGUACAAAUUGAUAUCAAACUAUAUACAUAUAUACUUUUAUAAACUAUCAGUCUCCUCUUCAGCACUUUCGAGUACACCCCACAAAUUUAAAAUACAACAUGUGGCCUCUAGUCUUCUUUGCAAUAUCUGUGUUAUAAAUUGUUUUUUAAAAAGUACAUAUGGUUAUAUAAUUUAUGGUACAUAUCAGCUUCAUUGUUCUGAUAAAAUGAAAUACCUUUCAAAUUAAAUAGCAAAAUUAUAUUUUGCUUAUCUUAAAAGCAAAGUUGAAUUUGUGAUUCUGAUUGGCCACAGGUAUAAAAUUUCAUAUUUUUAAGGGACUCAGUCGUUCUGCCUUUGAUAAUGAAAAGUUUGGCAGGGCACCAAGGCCAACAACAUGAAAGAAAGUCAUUUUUGAGGAUGAUAAUGUCGACGAAAAAUGAAGGAAAACGUCCUGAUGCACAUUAUUACAACGGGGAAACACCUGUCAUGGUCCAGACAGUGUGGUUGUAGAAGCUUGAGUAGGCCACCGUGCUACAUGUUGGCUGCCGUGUCCAAACACACCCGGGAGGCAAUCACACACAAAAAUGCGCUCAACCAAUGCUACAAUCACAAACACUGAAACCUUGAAAUUAAUGCACACAUCCCAAGAAAGGGGGACCACGGUUUAUGAAUGAACUCACAGUAAACUUGAUCAGAGACUUCUGAUUGUCUCCACCGCUAUUUAGCAUGUACCUGUAUGUAACAGUUUGCACAGGUAAAGAUUUGGACCUGGACUGUGUUGCCAUCAUGCAAUGCCCUCGGCUGGCAAAUCUACCUCCUGAUCUAUCUGCCAUGGCCCUUUCUGUAAUCUUUUAGUAGUGACACAGGUGCCUGUAUUAUGCAUGCAGCAUGUGAUUACCAAUAUGUACAUAUACAUAUAUUGUGUAGGAGUACAUUGAGAAACGUCCACAGGGUUUUGGUACACCCUCCCAGUGUUCCAAAGUUCAUCACAAAGAACACUCAAAGGGAAUCAUUAAAAACAAAGGGAAUCAGAGACGGUACUAGGGUGCCACGACCAGUUGAGAAAAGGCCAAAGCAAGACUGGCCAUGAAACGUAUGGUUGUUGGGAAGGGUGAAGCAUGUGGUUUUGUGAAGGGCAUUUGGCAAAAUAAAGGACAUUGACGGUACUGGACAUUAUGACUGCUGUUCAUUUUGAGUCCUGUGGUCAAUCCGGGGUCAGACUGCUUUAUACAUGAAUAUGUAUACACGUACACCAAUAUACCAUAGUCUACUUGUCACUGAAUUGCGCUAUUUUUCCCGUCAGAUAUUGUGCGUAAUUCUUUAAUACACGUUUCAAGCUGAAUGUACUACUUGCACUACACGAACCUUCAAAUUUUUUUGGGUUGUUCUUUUUUUAUUUUUGCUUUUUUUUUUGAGAGAGUGGCUUAUGACCUAUUAUCCAAAUCAAGAUCUGUUGAAUAGGUCAUGACUGCAUCUACGCAACUUGUAGGAUAUGUGGCAGAGUGGCUUCGAUUGGAUUGAAUACAAUCUCCUUACCCUGCACUUAAAAUUGUAGGACCCAAAUCCCAUAUAUAGCUGCCCACCAAUAGCAACAAAUUU